AUGCAAAUCGUUCCAGAUUGGUUUAAUUGUUUGAAGUACUACGAUGUUAUCUGCGCAUCCAGCCUUCGCAAGCGCGAGAAGGACACCGUGCUAAUCAAGCAGCUCGACCUCGACGGCUCCAGCUUCUCCAGCAUUGAUCCAGUCGGCAGCGGCGCACACCCCCUCGACAGACUCGUCUACCACUUCAAGGAAGCCCAUGCCUCGCAUCAGGUGGUCAGUCUGGACGCGGGAUUCGCAGCCUUGACCUCCGAUGUUAUCCACAGGUAUGUGUACGGGUUCAACCCGGCUAAUAUCGACAAGAAGGGGUUCAACGCCAAGGUCAGAGACAGCAUCAACAGGCUCUUCCAGCUGGCGCACAUCCGCUACUUCUUCCCCCUCCUGCAGACUAUCGUGAACAUGAUGCCGCUGGCGGUCUUGCGCAAGGUCAAUCCCCCCGCGUUUGUUCUCGCCGGUCAGAUGAAUCAAUUGUACCAUCGGGUCGCGGCCGCGCUGGAGAAACCGCAUUCGAAUCCAAGGACAGCGGCAGCGGGACUGCCGGAGCGGCUGAUGAACGAGGGAUUUGCCCUGGUGAUUGGUGGCGCAGAACGAUGGCUCGGAAGGAUUGAAGCAGGUGAUGCCUCGGCAGAUUCAAGAGCGACAUGGAAGGAACUUGAAGGGUUACCUUAUUUGUCCGGCGUGAUUGCUGAAUCCCCUACAUCUAGGUAUUGGACUGGCGAGUCGCUCCAUAAGAGUCGCGCGUACGGAGGCGUUGAGAGGCAGAAGCAAGCUUUCCGUAACAAGUACAAACCCCCGUCAGCGAAUUUAAGCUAUUUUGUCCUCGCGGACCCCGAAAUCUUCACCGACUCGCACGAAUUCGACCCAGAACGAUGGAUACGUGCCGCUGCAAAACGACAACGGCUCGAUCGGUACAUGGUGAACUUCUGCACGGGAAGCUGGACCUGCACUGGCAUGAAGCACGAUCCGGCGUAUGCGGAGAUGUUCCUGAUCAUCGCGACGUUGGCACACCGGUUUGAUUUGGAGCUGUAUGAAACGCCCAAGGAGAACAUUGAAUUUGCUCGGGAUUUUGGCACGCCGUACCCUGCGAAGGGGAGCUUGAGCGUUCGGAUAACGAUUACGGUGUCAUCAAGUAGGGUGCAUAGUCUGUGA
Aspergillus novofumigatus IBT 16806 is the source of this 1146-nucleotide messenger RNA. RefSeq names its product cytochrome P450. Gene Ontology annotation, molecular function: heme binding; monooxygenase activity; iron ion binding. The record is from RefSeq and is a predicted model, not a curated record. NCBI's taxonomy places the organism in Eukaryota, Fungi, Ascomycota, Eurotiomycetes, Eurotiales, Aspergillaceae. Bases 1 to 1146 code for a protein of 381 amino acids. The transcript has 7 exons.